Messenger RNA from Cherax quadricarinatus, 4229 nucleotides. Lineage: Eukaryota; Metazoa; Arthropoda; Malacostraca; Decapoda; Parastacidae. The record is from RefSeq and is a predicted model, not a curated record.
AAGAUGGGAAAUUUAAUAUGAAGAUGGUAUCAGAUCGCAGAAACUUCAUAGAUGGCAACAAAUUUGACACAGCAAAAAUCAGUGGGAAUAAAUCUAAAAAGAUUUGCAAUCCCGAAAAAGUAGUGAACAACAAACUUGACAAUAAGGGAGCUGAUUCUGAUAUACAUGAGGAAGUUCGAGAGGGUGUUAGUAGAAUAACAAAUGAAGUGAUCCUCGAGCAGAUUGAAUUAGAGGCAAAAUCGCUGGGUGUCGACGCUUCAGUUGCGGCCAGGAGCUUGGUCCUGGCACAGGUUAAAGUGCUGGCACGCCUUCUUCAUGAUGAACAUGACUAUAUGUGUGACCUAGAGGGACUCGUCACUACUACACGGUUUUUGGUUGCAAGAAAAAUAUUAACUACAACAGAUAUAGGAGAACAGUUACUCAAUGAAACAGCAUUUCUGGGCCUCUCACUUACAUCUCUGUGGAGGUUCACUAACAUUGGAGUUGUAUCACUAGAGCAGAUCAUUAAAUGCAUUCAUGAUAGCGGGAACACCACCCAUUCAAUUGUGGAUGGUCUUUUUGACUUGAUACUGCAUGGCAGGAAAGAUCAUGUGGACACCUCAGCUGUUAGUGAUAUUCUUUCUGUUCUUAUAUGUAUUGCUUAUGACUCUGCUGAGGAUGAUCAUGCCUCAUUGUGCAAAUUUGCUAAUCAGGCACUCUGCUCAUUAACAACAAGAUUACUUAAUCACAUUCUGAACUGGGAAACGGAGAAGAGAGAAUAUGCGACUAUACUAGGCACUGACAGCACGAGUUUGAAAUCAGAGAGCAAGUGCAAAGGGAAUGUUACCAAAUCCACUAAUGAAUUAUCUGAAGAUGGUGUCACUGAGGUGAUGAACAUAUAUGAGCUGGUGCUGAACAAUCUUAGCAUAACAUCAGAAGCACUGGAACUUUACUGCUCUGGUCAGUUGAUGAAACUUCUCACCCACUGUCCUGAGCUGCAGCUGGGUCGAGUAUUGAGGCAUCAAGAAAAAUGGAGAUCAACAAAAGCCAACACUGCACUUUCAGCUUGGAUGCAGAAGUUGCUUGUGGCACUUGGUUAUGAAGCAGCUUUAAGUACACUGGAGAUGGUGGUUAAUAAUGAAGAGGUUAACUGGGCGUGUGUCCUCACACUUGUUGCCACAGCACUCAACUGUCAUCGGGCAACUGUUGCCAUUCUCAAAGGGAUGAUAGAGCGCAACAUUCGUCGUGGGUGUGAGGAGCAGGAGAUGGAUUCGCUGAUCAUAGGGUUCCUGUUUGCUAGACAUGCUGGCCAGGAGGGACGUCACAUCUUCCCAUCUUACUCUCAGUGGUUCAACACACUCUUUGCAACAGAGUCGGGAAGUCCUGUACCAAACAAGCAGGCUUUCACUUUCUUGAUCCACUUCUUGACAGAGCUGGUACCCCAUGAGCCAGCUUACUGCCUUCGUGCUCACCUCACAAAUCAGAUCUUUGUACCGAAGGGAUGUCAGGAGGUUUUGAGAGAGUAUUGUUACUUAGCCAGAGCAAGACUUCAAGAACUGAAGGACACACAGCACAUAGACUCAAGUCAUCUGUCAACUCAUGCCUUAAGUACAGUGGCUGAUGAGGUAGAGGCUGCAGUGAAUCACUUCAGUCAAACUGGUAAAAUACCAAAUUUCGUCACAGAAGCAUCAAUAUUCCGUAACCCGUACUUUCGCUCGUCCUUCCUGCCUGCUUUACUAGCACCCAGGCCUUUACCAGAUGUUCCAGAUUCUCGAGCAAAGCUGAUUUCUGCCCUCCAUUCCACAGGAAAAAUUCCAUCUAACAUGUUCAAUUAUUAUGUUGAAGCUUGUCAGAAGGAAGCCUCAGACUUGUUAACAGGUGUAUUUAUUGAUGUUAAAGAAGACAUUAUUAUUGAAGAUCCUGUCACAGAGCUCUCUCAUCAGCUCCAGGACUUAAUUAAAGAAGCCACAAGCUGCCAGGAUAGAGAUAAAACCUCGUUAUCUGCGAUGCUCCCGACUCUCUCUCGAAUUUCACACAAGAUUGAAGAAAUAAUGAAGUUAUCAGAUUCUAAACUAAGACAUAUUAAAUAUUUAUCCCUAGAUGCAAGAAAAUUCAAUACAAAACUGGUAUCUUAUCAGGUGACAGAAAAAAUAAUUGAAACUGUACAGAAAUUGUGCAUCACCUCUACCCCUGAGAAGAGUAUAAGGAAAACGCGACCUGUAUUGCUCUCUCAGUUUGUGUCACUGGUGUCUUCGAGCAUCACCCUGCAGUGUGCAUUCUUCACCCACCUAUUGCAUACACUUAGGAUUGGUCAACAUGAUGAGCUUCCUGAUGAGCAAAGUGAGUGUCAUGGAAUAAUUAUGUCUGAGCUGUGGAAGAUUGAAGGUCUUUUUCUUCCUGUCAUCGAUGCUUCUGUACCAGAACAGAAGCCUCAGUCUUUCAUCACAUUCUACUUGCACAAGUUACAGUUUAACUCCUAUCAGGCUUGUAUCUUUGCCUGUAGUAUUCUGAAUACUUGGCUGCAGUGGUCCAUAGUGACUGAAGAUCAAGCAUAUAAUAUAGAACCUCCGUUGCCCUCUCUUCCAGCCGAACUUCUCAAUUUGUAUUGUUGCAUUGCCCCAAGGCUGGCACUUAUAAGCAGCCACCAAGACGAGAGAGAAAAAACAGUGGCCGAUGUGUAUUUGUGUCUUGAAGGCUGUGAUGUACCUAGGUGUUCUGAACUUUACUUCCAGCAGACAGCUGCUUGCAUACAACAACACAAGAUUCCUCUUGAGAAAUGGAUUGCUUUUGAGCUGCAAGCCACUUGGGCAGAAACUUCUAUAGAUGUGCAACAGGCUUACCUCAAGUGCAGGGUGCUCAAGGAUUUUGUGUCUGCAGACGAAGACGUUGGUGCAGACAACACAGUCGAGAUGAUCACCACAAGUGAUGACAUUUCUCUCUCUCUCACUCAGAUAAUAAUAGAAAUGGUCUUUACUUUUCUAAAAGUUGGUCUGAAGAAGGAAAACUCCAGCGAAAUAUUGCUGCUCAUACAAUCACUUGCGCAGCAUAAUCUCAACCCCAGUAUCUGUCUUCUUGAGGAAUGGUAUAAACGUCACACAGAAAGAACCAUCAGUGAUAUUUCGGUUUUGUCUUUCAUGAGUAUUUGCCGCUGCCUGCCACCAGCACUCUUCUUGAGAGGGGAACAGCUUCUUCAUCUCUCAGUAGUCCUGAAAAGCCUUGUGGAUCAGCUUCAGGCUGCCAGCCAAGACUUACAAUUAAAUUUGUGUGAUACUGUAUUCCUGUGCUCAUCAUUGCUGAGUGCUGCUGCAAGUCCUGUGGCGAAGAACCUUCAAGUGCAGCAGUGUCUUAUGCCUCUCAGGACAGCUAUUGUGUUCCAUUGGGAAUCACUCAGCAGUUUCUUCAAGAAUCACAGUACCAUCAUCAACAAGCACAGUUGUUUAGAGAUUUUGUGGAAUACAUUGAAAACACUAAGCUUGAAAACUAUCACUUCUCUCAGUCCAGAAGAAGCUGGCAUCAGACUCUUAGCACUGACUUUACGAACUUCAGUCAGCGAGCCAGAAAUAAAAGCCAUGGUGUCCAUUGCUGGGGGUCCUGUGUAUGUUAAAUGGCUCUUGGCUCAUAUAGGCUUGCAGCAAAUGAGAGGCAGCUUUCCAUUUUUUCCAGACAAUAAAAAAACAUUUCUUGACAUGCCAAUUCAAAGUAAGAGAAUAAUUUCCUUCUGCCAGGAAGAACUUCAUAAAAUUUUAGCUGUAUCAGAGCCAGCAAAACUCGUCAGUGAAAUUUUUCCACAAAUAACAGACACACAUCUAGCAUUAAAAUCUAUCCCCACUGCUUGUGUCCUAGUUCUUCUUUGCAGCAGCAGUAAUAUGCCAAAUUAUGGAGAGACUGAUAUCAAAGAUAGCAAAAAGGUAUUGAAACAAUUUGACCUUCUCUUACAUUGUCAUUUUUUUCUCAGUCGCUUGUUUGAUUAUAAGGGAGGUUUGAAUGACAACUCUGAGUUGGUGAACACAUCAUUAGCUAGAAGACAGGUAGAGUCACAGAAUCUAGAAUAUUUGGCAACUCUAAACUGCAAAAUAUUUUCACAAUUAUCAAAAAUACCUCCUAAAAUAUUAAUUAAAUUAUCGAAGAAUACAUUUUUUAAAUGUGACAGUGAACUACAAGCCGCAAUAAAAUUUAAAUUGCAAGUGUAAAUAAUCAUGAAAAUUUCAAAUUAUAUGUGCAAAAAUGAAUAAAUUUUUCUUUCAUAUGCG